Diaporthe citri is the source of this 255-nucleotide messenger RNA. RefSeq lists its product as uncharacterized. The record is from RefSeq and is a predicted model, not a curated record. Gene Ontology annotation, cellular component: precatalytic spliceosome; spliceosomal tri-snRNP complex; P granule. Gene Ontology annotation, molecular function: RNA binding. Gene Ontology annotation, biological process: mRNA splicing, via spliceosome; spliceosomal snRNP assembly. Bases 1 to 255 code for a protein of 84 amino acids. The transcript has 3 exons. Lineage: Eukaryota; Fungi; Ascomycota; Sordariomycetes; Diaporthales; Diaporthaceae.
AUGGCACCCGCUCAGCCAGAACUUAAGAAGUACCUCGACAAGAGGCUGUUUGUCCAGCUCAACGGCAGUCGCAAGGUCAUCGGCGUCCUGCGCGGCUACGACGUCUUCCUGAACAUCGUCCUGGACGAGGCCGUCGAGGAGAAGGACGGCGGAGAGAAAGUCAAGCUCGGCAUGGUGGUCAUCCGCGGAAACUCGGUCGUGAUGCUCGAGGCACUGGAGAGGAUCGGCGGCGACGAGAGGCAACAACGGGGCUGA